Molecule: messenger RNA, 1988 nt
Organism: Ceratitis capitata (Mediterranean fruit fly)
Lineage: Eukaryota; Metazoa; Arthropoda; Insecta; Diptera; Tephritidae
Product: high mobility group nucleosome-binding domain-containing protein 5
Exons: 1
Coding region: 261-1784 (507 amino acids)
Source: RefSeq, a predicted model, not a curated record
CGACCACUAGUAUCACUGUCACCGCUGAUUGCCGUCCGAACCGAUAGGCUUAAUGAGACUGGCAUAAAAGUAUUGCAUUCAGUGCGAAAUCGCGCUUGCUACGAAACGGUUUAUUGACAACAACGACGGCAGAUAUAGCGUAACGAGAAACGACUUGCUAAGUUCAUUUUUUAGAAACAAAUUUCGAAGGAUUCCUACUGACAUUGGAGGUGGGUGGUAGAUAAAUUACAAAGCGGCGCAGUUAGUUCUGAGCUGAGAAGAUGCGCUUACUUCUGUCGGCAGCUUUGUUGCUGUUGGUUCUUACGCUGACUACGGCUGUGCCACUGCCAGUUCAGGAAGACCAAGAUGAGUCAAUAUCGAGCAUUGAGAUUCCGGAUUCUGAUUGGCUAGAUAAAAUAGAGAUAAUCCUGCAUCGAACCAGCGCAUCAAAAGAGUCACUGAAGAAACGCGCAGCGGAUUCCGUACCCGACGUGGAUUUGUGUAACCACCAUAAGCGUGAUAAGGACAAUUACGAAGUUAGUGGGGAGGACCCUUAUGAACGUUAUUUCCAUAUUGAAAAACCCUAUGAGAGUGAAGUUCGCAGAAAGCGGCAGGAAAAUGACGAUAACAGCUCUUCAGUGGAGAAAGGCGGUGAAAAAGAUACAAAGAUAUUAGAUGAACGCCGUCGAAAGCGUAAAACCGAUGACAGCUCAUCUGAGGAAGAUUCGUCUGAAGAAAAAGGCAAACCAGGUGCCCCCGGAGCAAGUGGAGGCGAAGAUGCUAAAGGAGCGGAUGGUGCACGUAGAAAGCGGGACGCCGAUGACAGCUCAUCUGAGGAAGAUUCGUCUGAAGAAAAAGGCAAACCAGGUGCUUCCGGAGCAAGUGGAGGCGAAAAUGCUAAGGGAGCGGAUGGUGCACGUAGAAAGCGAGACGCCGAUGACAGCUCAUCUGAGGAAGAUUCGUCUGAAGAGAAAGGAAAACAAGGUGCCCCCGGAGCAAGUGGAGGCGAAAAUGCUAUAGGAACGGAUGGUGCACGUAGAAAGCGAGACGCCGAUGACAGCUCAUCUGAGGAAGAUUCGUCUGAACAAAAAGGCAAACCAGGUGCACCCGGAGCAAGUGAAGGUGAAGGUGCUAAAGGAGCGGAUAGUGCACGUAGAAAGCGAGACGCCGAUGACAGCUCAUCUGAGGAAGAUUCGUCUGAAGAGAAAGGCAAACCAGGUGCCCCCGGAGCAAGUGGAGGCGAAGACGCUAAAGGAGCGGAUGGUGCACGUAGAAAGCGAGACGCCGAUGAUAGCUCGUCUGAAGAGGACUCUCUAGAUGAAGAUAGUUCAUCUUCGUCAAAGGAAGAUUUACCUGUUUUAAAGGAAGGCAAUGCAGAGUACGCUCCGCGUUUUGGACGAAGUGUUCGCAAAAAUACCAUAUCUGAUGAAAGCAAGGAAAAUCUUGAUGAUGGAGCAAUGUUAAGUUUAGAUUUCGCUGAAAAUAAUGAGUUCAACGAAGUAAUUGAUUCAAAGAAAGAAGAAGACACCUCACUAGAAGACUAUGUGCAAGGUUGCGAGGUGAUGGAAGCCGAUUCAGACGAAGCCAACGAAACGACCUACAUAGAGGAUAGACGCAAGCGGUCAGUGGAGAGGGAAGAGAGUGCUGAAGCAGUUGAAGAUUUGGCAUCUAAUUCCGUAGAAAGCGAAGAAAAUCGCAGAAGUGAAAAAAGUGAGGAAAACAAAGAAUCCAAUGAGGGUGACUUGAACUUAAUUUGGGUUAAACGACGAGAUGUCAAUAAUGCCGUUCAAGCAGAUGAAUCGUGAGAAGAGUAGAAAGUUCUUUGCCUAAACGUUUGAAAGUAAAAGAGUUGGAGAGGAGAGGAAGCGAGUCAAAACGAUUUAUUAAUAACUUAAAACAAAUUUGAUGCUGUAUUUUGUAAGAUUUGUUUUAAUGUCUUUUAAAUAAUAAAUUUUAAACUUAAGCUAAUUUGAUGUGUGAAAAAAAGCAUAACAAAAGCAGAUAACUGA